AUGACUGAGAUUUCUUACCGUUCGUCCGACACGAGCAGCAGCAAGCUCUCAGUGACGGGCGUGAAACAACAUGAGAAAAACGACGUUUCCGACACCUACAGCGACGGCUUUGAGAGCAUCUCAUCGAAGGAGGUUUCUCGCGCGUCUGGUGCGUCGAGCAGUAGAGAGCGCGGCAGCACCGGGACCAAGGGCGUAUGCGAAACUGCACAUCUUCGUCAGAACAACUUAGAAAACGACAAGGGUAGUGUGAGCUCCAGGGGCGUUAGCACGAACGACAAACAUGAAACCAGUGACAUCAGUGAGAAUGCACAUGGUCCUUUGACAAAGGACGGGGAUCACGAUAGAGAGCUCCCUAAAUCGCCCUCAAAGUUGUCAAGUAUAAGCAAGGAAGAUAACUGCUCGAGAAGCACUACGGGAAGGAUCGACAUCUUGAUCCAGCGCCUCAAAGCGAAGCAUCACGUACUCCAAGCAGGAGAAAGCGAGGAGGGGUCCCCCACCUGUGCCCUCUAA
Messenger RNA from Trypanosoma rangeli, 510 nucleotides. RefSeq lists its product as uncharacterized. Bases 1 to 510 code for a protein of 169 amino acids. The transcript has a single exon. The record is from RefSeq and is a predicted model, not a curated record. Lineage: Eukaryota; Euglenozoa; Kinetoplastea; Trypanosomatida; Trypanosomatidae.